Messenger RNA from Humulus lupulus (European hop), 1770 nucleotides. RefSeq names its product structural maintenance of chromosomes flexible hinge domain-containing protein GMI1-like. The coding region runs from base 1 to 1635 and encodes 544 amino acids. The record is from RefSeq and is a predicted model, not a curated record. The transcript has 10 exons. Lineage: Eukaryota; Viridiplantae; Streptophyta; Magnoliopsida; Rosales; Cannabaceae.
AUGACCGCCACAAUGAUAAAAGAGCACUUAUAUUUCCACGGGAUGGACAAAAGUUGUAAAAUAUGGCAAUUUGAGCAUGAGGAUAAUUUAGAUGAUAUUGAUGAUGCAUAUUAUGAAUCAGAAGUAGAUCCUGUUAAGUUCGAAAUUCUUCUUAAUGAUGCUGAAAAGCCGAUUUACCCCGGUUGCACUAAAUUAACAAAGUUGUCAGCCCUUCUUAGAUUGUACAAUAUGAAAGCAAAAAAUGGAUGGACUGAUAAGAGUUUCACGGAAUUGCUCAUUUUUUUGAAAGAUUUAUUGCCUGAGGAAAACGAGAUGCCCGUGUCAUUUUAUGAGGCUAAGAAAACUAUGUGCUCAUUAGACUUGCAAUAUGAAAAAAGACAUGUUUGUCCUACUGAUUGCCAUGCAAAUGAGAGAAUAAAGGACGGUAGACUUAGACAUCCUGCUGACUCACCAGCGUGGAAGAUAGUGGAUUUUGAAUGGCCUUCAUUUGUCAAUGAACCUAGAAAUAUUCGUCUAGCUCUUUCUACGGACGAAAUUAAUCCUCAUACUUCUCUUAGUAAUAACAGGACACCCAUCAAGGAGACCAUCCAUGAUGCAUUUGAGAUGUAUUUCACGGAAAGAAUGAAAGCACGUAAAAAGAUCAACAAACACCCAGCAAGAGUAAUGUAUUUCCAACCUAUGUUCACAUCUGACAAACCAUAUACUACUCAAGAAAUUGACGAAGUUCGAGAAGAAUGGGUACCGAAGAUUCUUACUGCUGGUUCCAAACUAGAAAAUAUCAUUUUUGAAAUUGUCAAUUGUGAGGGUAUUGUGGAUGAUACUAUCCACGAUGAAGAGAAAACUGGUCUGUCACAUAUGCUAACAAUAAAGGCUGAUUGGCUUAAUUUGGGAGAGUCUGUCCGGUAUACUUUCAAGCAUGGGCGCUGCAUUGGUCCUGCUAUUCCUUUAUCUCAAAUUGCAGGAAACUAUAGCUUCUUAGCUAUCCAUUCUCCCCAUUCAAACCUUAGUCUGAAUGUUGAGGUUCAUGUCAAACCUGCUAUACCAAAUCCAAAAGUGGAGCAUGAUGGAAAAAACUUCUCCACGGUCAUUGAAAAUAAUAAAAAGGUCUUUGAAGAGGACCUGUUAAAAAUUGGCUCUGUAGUCCGAAUAUUGGAAGAAAAAUGUGUCAAGCUAAAUGAAGAGAAGGAAAAAAUUGAGCAAACUAUGAAAAAAUUGCAAGAUUCUACAGAACUAUAUCCAUUUGGUCUCGAAAAUCAGUUGUCCUCGAAAGAGGAAGUGAUGGAGAAUAUAGAAAAGAUGGGUAACUCUGCUGCUGCGGUUCUUUGCAUUAUUUCUAGGGGAAUUCCAUUCCAAGAGCCAAAAAAUCAUUUAAUGAAAGACACAAUAGGAGUGGUUGCUCUACUUGGAAGAGUUCAACCUCAUUGCAGCCAGCUGAGCAGGAUACUGUCAGAAUACUUGGGUGCAGAUCAAAUGCUUGUUGUUGUCGUUAGAUCUUUCGAAACUGUUGUUCUUCUAGAAAGGUAUAAACAAACUGGAGAAGUUGAUCGCAGCCAUGCUAUUCGUGAAGAAGCAGCCAUUCUUGACAAAUCUAUAAAUGGUCGAUUUCUUGUUAUAUGCUUUGACAAUAUAAGGUGACAUCCAAAGCUUCUUAACUACAAUUAAUUUAUUGACACAAGAUAAUCUCUCCUUUCUUAUCAAGUACAAAGUUGGAUCAUCUUAGAAUAUGAAGAUUUACUCAGAGGACUAAUAUUCCUUAUUGUUUGGCAGCCC